GCCAUCUAGCGGUGACGCUGCGCAGUACAGACGGGCCGUCUCUUACGUCACACGACAAUAAGGAAGUGGCGGGCAAACAAAACAGCACGAGGACAGGUGGAUUCUCUGUUUGUGGCGCGUUGGUCCUUCUUUUCAAACAGUCGCGGACACUUCAGACUGAAACAACACGUUCUGGAAGUGAAAUGGCGCCUCCACUGGCGAGAUGCCUCAGAUGAUGUCUCCGAUUGUGGUCGUUCUUUGGUAGUUUUUGUAAGAACGCUCCAUGGAGACAUAUUCAGUCCUGAGGGUGAUCGGUGAGGGAUCUUUCGGCCGGGCUUUGUUAGUCUGUUGCAAAAACACUCAGGAGAAUUAUGUGCUGAAAGAAAUCCAGCUGUCCAAGAACCGGUCUAAAAUGGAGAAUUCAAGGCGAGAAGCCGUGUUGCUGUCCAGAAUGAAACAUCCAAACAUUGUGGCCUUCAGGGAGGCCUUCGAGGCUGAUGACCUCCUGUCCAUUGUGAUGGAGUUCUGCAGCGGAGGAGACCUGCUCCAGAGGAUCCGGCUGCAGAAAACUAUGCAGUUCUGUCUUGAUGAUAUCUUGAGGUGGUUUGCUCAAAUGUGUGCUGGUGCAAAGCAUAUCCACGAUAAACGGGUUUUGCACAGAGAUCUGAAAUCCAAGAACAUUUUCCUGACAGAUAAUGGGACAAUCAAGCUCGGGGACUUUGGCUCGGCGUGUAUUCUGAACAGCUCGAAGGCUUACGCUCAUACUUACGUUGGGACCCCGUAUUAUGUGGCUCCUGAAAUCUGGGACAAUAAGCCAUACAACAAUAAGAGUGAUGUGUGGUCUCUGGGCUGUGUUCUCUACGAGCUCUGCACCCUGCGACACCCGUUCCAGGCCUCCAGCUGGAAGAGUCUGAUUUUGAAGGUGUGCCGGGGCACGUACCCUCCCCUCCCCAAGCACCUGCCCUACGAGCUGCAGUAUUUGGUCAAGCACAUGUUCAAGACCAACCCAAAAGACCGGCCGUCCCUGCACACCAUCCUGACCUCUCACCGGGUCUCCAAACUCCUGCGCUCACAUUUCCCCUCCCAGGUGAUGGAGGCGGAGGAGCAGAGGAGGCGGUCGGGUGGAUGGAACAGAGAGGAGGGGAAGAAGGUGGCUCAUCUUCUGGGCGAGAAAAGUUUAAUGAGAACGUCAACAUGUGAAGGCGUUGAGAUCUCAGAGAAACGCGGUGGAAGCACAAGGCCCAGCCAUCGAAAGCAGUGGGCGACUGAGCCGUCAGACACCGUGCUGCAGGUGUUGGCCAACGCCAGCCUCGUCUCAUCGGACAGCAUGGCAUCGACCAGCCAGACCCUCGGAGGAUCCGCUCAUGGAGAGGACACCAGGAAGAGGAGACAGUGGGAGAAGGAUCCUCCUGAAAGGCUCCUGAAAGUGUUGGAGAAGGCCGAGCUGAGCAGAGCCUUCAGCACUUUUUUAAUUAACAGAGGAGAUGACAACCUGCUGGUGGGACCUCUCUCUGAGCCGCAGGGUGACGACACUGACGGUCCUGAGCUGGAAGUGGUCCUGGACGAGGAACGACUGGAGCCGCGCUCUGAUGACGAGGACACAGACUUUGAGGAAGAAUCUCCGUGUAACUGGAUAGAUGAAGUUGAAAGAAUGUUUUCAGAGCACUAAAGCCUCGCUGCUUCCUCAGCUCACACAAUCGCAGCACAUUAUUAAUGCAUACAAAGGUUAUUAUCCAGGUUUAAUUUUUUAAGUUUACAGAAAUCCACUAAAGCUCAAGCAGUAACAGAGACACUAUGUUUUUCGGUUUGUUUGUAUGUUUCAAGCAAUGUGCAGUUUUUAUGUUCUUGAUCCCUUUAAAAGAUAUAUAAACCUUUUAAUUUAAUAUUGUGCAACUUCCUCUCACUGUUUCUUUUACAUAAAAAUCCUUGAGACGUGUCUGUGUCCUGU
This is a messenger RNA of Paralichthys olivaceus (Japanese flounder), 1927 nucleotides long. It is a transcript of the gene nek3, whose product is annotated as NIMA related kinase 3. Gene Ontology annotation, biological process: protein phosphorylation. NCBI's taxonomy places the organism in Eukaryota, Metazoa, Chordata, Actinopteri, Pleuronectiformes, Paralichthyidae. The record is from RefSeq and is a predicted model, not a curated record. Gene Ontology annotation, molecular function: ATP binding; protein kinase activity.